UCUUUUCUUCUUCUUCUUCUUCCUUCUUCUUCUUUUAUUUCUCUCUUUUCUCUCUGUCAAACGCAAUUCUCAUAUCUUUAUAACCGACCUUUUUACCUCUCUCUCUCUCUAGAAUAACUUUUUGUCUCACUCUCUCUCUUUCUCUCUCUUGAUGAAUAUGGGGCUGCUCAGAAGAGAAUACCAACACGAUCUUGUUCGAAGAAGGAGAAGAUAAAAACAAAAGGCGGUUUCGCCAUUAAUGGGGUUUUCAAGAGGUUUUAAAGACGAAAAAGUAGACAACCACCAACAACAACGACACCAAGACCUGGAAACGAAGCUUUUAGGAACUCCUUUCAUGGCUUCCUCCAUUAAAGGAAUCAACAACGUCCAAACAAGCCCUUUAGCUCUCGAACAACAUCCUCAUCAUCAUCAUCAACAACAAACACAAGCUGAUCAUCAUCAUCAGAUUCCUUACGGAAUGAAUAUUAAUCAGUCGUCAUCUUCCUCUUCCAAUAUUGGAAACUUCAUAAGCAAAGAUAGUUCUAGUACUGGAGCUUACGAUUUGGGAGAGUUAGAUCAAGCGCUUUUCCUUUAUCUCGAUGGACAAGAUCACCCUUCUAAUCAUGUUCAAGAUCAAAGAUAUAACACUGGAAUGAGGCCUCCCACUUUGAACAUUUUCCCAUCUCAGCCUAUGCACGUAGAGCCCUCAUCAACAAAGGCUAGUACAGGAUUAGUUUCUCCGGGCAAUAUCAGUAGUGGAUCAAAGAGACCAUCAGAGCCGUCCAAUAUGGAGUUGGCCAACAAUACUACCCGCAAUGAUACUACUGCUGCUGCUUCUUCCGUGCCUGAACCUGCAGUCAAUAAGGCUAUCAAGCGAGAGGGUAACCGUAAAGGUCCCACGUCUAGUUCAGAGCAGGAAGGACCAAAAACUCCUGAUCCUAAGACGUUAAGAAGGCUUGCUCAGAAUAGGGAGGCAGCCAGGAAAAGCAGGCUUAGAAAAAAGGCAUAUGUUCAGCAGUUAGAGUCAAGUAGGAUUAAACUUACACAGCUGGAGCAAGAGCUACAAAGAGCUAGAGCUCAGGGGAUGUUUUUUGGUGGAGCACUCUUAGGAGGAGAACAAGGCAUUCCUAUUGGUAUAAGCAACAUUAGCUCAGACGCUGCCGUUUUUGACGUGGAAUAUGCGAGAUGGCUAGAGGAGAACCACCGCAUGAUGUGCGAGCUCCGGGCGGCGGUGCACGAACAUUUGCCGGAGAACGAGCUCCGGAUGUUUGUGGACAAUUGCUUGGCUCACUACGACCAAAUGUUGAGCCUCAAGAGCAUGGUGGCGAAAACAGACGUCUUUCAUAUCGUCUCCGGCAUGUGGAAGACUCCGGCCGAGCGUUGCUUCAUGUGGAUUGGUGGAUUCCGCCCUUCUGAGCUCAUCAAGAUUAUUCCGAGUCAAAUAGAGCCAUUGACGGAGCAACAAAUAUUGGGUAUAUGCGGGUUACAACAGUCGACACAAGAGGCUGAAGAAGCUCUUUCUCAAGGGCUUGAAGCUCUGAAUCAGUCUCUUUCGGACACCAUAACCUCCGACUCCUUAAGCUGUCCUCCAAACAUGGCCAACUACAUGGGACAAAUGGCUCUCGCCAUGAACAAGCUCUCCACUCUUGAAGGUUUUGUCAGACAGGCCGAUAAUCUGAGGCACCAGACCAUUCACCGGCUGCACCAAAUCUUGACGACCCGCCAAGCCGCGAGAUGUUUGCUAGCAAUUGCCGAGUACUUCCAUCGUCUCCGAGCUCUCAGCUCUCUAUGGUUGGCUCGUACUCGGCAGGAAUGAAUAGAAAAGCUAAUUCUAAAAACCUAAAGCCAAUAUUUCAAGCUAAUCAGAUGUCUUUUACUAUUCUUAAGUCAUUAUUAGUUGGCAUAUCUUUAAUAUUUAAUAGUUAAUUUCCCUUUCAAUAUUUCUUUCACACAAAUAUAGAGAUAAUGUAUAGCACUAGACGAUUAUAU
Molecule: messenger RNA, 1968 nt
Organism: Morus notabilis
Lineage: Eukaryota; Viridiplantae; Streptophyta; Magnoliopsida; Rosales; Moraceae
Product: bZIP transcription factor TGA10
Exons: 11
Coding region: 239-1795 (518 amino acids)
Biological process (GO): DNA-templated transcription; regulation of DNA-templated transcription
Molecular function (GO): sequence-specific DNA binding; DNA-binding transcription factor activity
Source: RefSeq, a predicted model, not a curated record